Molecule: messenger RNA, 1665 nt
Organism: Setaria italica (foxtail millet)
Lineage: Eukaryota; Viridiplantae; Streptophyta; Magnoliopsida; Poales; Poaceae
Product: E3 ubiquitin-protein ligase ATL31
Exons: 1
Coding region: 37-1398 (453 amino acids)
Source: RefSeq, a predicted model, not a curated record
GACAGCCGACUAGUCAGCUCAACCCGCGCAAGCAGGAUGUCCUCCACGCCUCGCCACGGCGGCCACCGCGCGGCGCUGCUCGCCGCGGUCGUCCUCGCGUCCAUGCUCGCGGCAGCCCGCGCGCAGCAGGCGCAGGGCGGUGACGCGUCGUCAGGCUCCGGCGGCCCGGACCAAGUCAGCACGGCCAUGGUCGCGCUCCUCGCCGCCGUCGUCGCGGUGUUCGUCUUCAUCGCCGCCUCCACCGUUUACCUCCGCCACUGCAGCGGCUACGCCGUCAGCACCAGGUCGACGUCGGGCGAUGGCGGACGCGCGGCCGGCGCCCCAAGCAGCCUCGACGCCUUCUUCGCCUCGCGGUCGCGGUGGCAGAGGCGGCGUAGGUCGCGCGGGCUCGACGCCGAGGUCGUCGAGGCGUUCCCCACCAUGACGUACACCGAAGCCAAGGCGCUGCGAGUCGGAAAGGGCGGCGGCGCGCUCGAGUGCGCGGUGUGCCUUAGCGAGUUCGAGGGCGGGGACCGGCUCCGCCUGCUGCUGCCCAAGUGCAGUCACGCCUUCCACCCGGACUGCAUCGGCGAGUGGCUCGCCGGCCACGUCACCUGCCCCGUAUGCCGCUGCAACCUCGAACCUGAUCACAAGGACACCACCAGCGACGACGGGGAGCCGACGAGCUUCCCGCCGACGAUUCCGUUAGCGAGCAGCAUCUCCAGCGACACAGCGGUGGCACUGCAAUACGCUGGCCCGCUACCGGUGGCUGUGGUGAUCGACGUGGUCACCGAGGAGGAGGAAGAGGAGCGGAGGCAGGAGGCCCUAGAGCUGCAGCGGAUCGGGACCCACCGGCGGGCCAUGCGGUCGCGGUCGGGGACCCAGCCGCCGACGGCGGCAAAGCUCGCCCGGUGGCACUCCACGGGCCACUCCCACUCCCUCGCCGCCAGGCUCGACCGCGACCUGGAGCUGUUCACGCUGCGGCUGCCGGAGCAAGUUCGCAGGGAGAUGGUCGCCGCCGCGGCCGAGCGCAGCUCGCAGCUGCGCCGCGGGCGGAGGAGAGCCACCGCGGAAGGAGGCGGCGCCCGCAGCGCGCCCCUCGUAGGGCAGCUGGGCAGGUGGCAGUCGCUUCUCGGGAGGACCUUCUCCGGGAGGCUGUCCUUCUUCUCCGCGUCGAGGGUGACGGUAGGCUCCGGCGGCGGAGAAGUGUCGUCCUCGUCGUCUUACUCUUACGCGAGGCUGAGAGGGAAGCGCGUCGCCGCCGUUGAUGUCGCCGACGACGUUCCAGCUGAGGGGAGCAUCUGCCUUGACAGCAUUGGAGUUGGAGGCAGCGGGUCCUGUGCAAGUGCAAAAGCGACCCCCGAGGAGGUGGCGGCAGCAGCGAACGAGAAGGAAGUUAAAAAGCAGCUUCGGACGUAGCAUGGGAACGGAAGCUUUGAAAGUACUGUACAAGUGUACGUAGUAGAACCUUGAAAGUGCUGUCAAGUUGCUGAUUUCGUGCUGUAAUAGCAACGUGGUAGUCGUCGAAAACUAGGGAUAUAGAAAGUGUAAUUACAAUUUUGUGUUACUGGAGCAGAACCACGUGAGGCGCGCUGCAAGUGGAGAUCGUCUGGAAAAAGUUGAAUUUUAAUUUGCAGUCCCAUCCGUUCUGAUGGUAUGCAUUUUAGAAGACUUCGGGUAUUUGGU